This is a messenger RNA of Thalassophryne amazonica, 1550 nucleotides long. It is a transcript of the gene syt19, whose product is annotated as synaptotagmin XIX. The transcript has 9 exons. Bases 124 to 1314 code for a protein of 396 amino acids. Gene Ontology annotation, biological process: regulation of dopamine secretion; cellular response to calcium ion; vesicle fusion. Gene Ontology annotation, cellular component: axon; synapse. Gene Ontology annotation, molecular function: phosphatidylserine binding; SNARE binding; calcium ion binding. NCBI's taxonomy places the organism in Eukaryota, Metazoa, Chordata, Actinopteri, Batrachoidiformes, Batrachoididae. The record is from RefSeq and is a predicted model, not a curated record.
GCCUGAAUUGUUCCUGGAAUAGUGCUGUCAUGACUUUAAAAAGAGUGCGAUUCUUGAGCUGAAGGAAUAAUCCAACUACUGCAGCAACUUCCAACAGCCCGGAACAAUGUGCACAAAACUGAUAUGAAGUAUAUGUGGGCCACAUGGAGGUUGGAAGUCAUGGUGAUAAUGAUGAUCGACUAUCCAGCCGCGAGUGGGCUGCUGUCUACCGAGGAAGAUUUGACCAUUCCAUUUUCCGACCCGAUCAAGUACUGCAUCCUGGGAAUCUGCAUUACUCUCUUUCUGCUGGCCUUGUUCGUCUUGGCCUGGCAAGUCUUCAGAUGCUUAACACAGAAACACGCCUUAUAUACAGCUCAGAACAACGCGAGCAGUGACCCCCUUUACCUGGACGACAAGCUGACAACUGAGGACGACUACUUGGAAGGUCCAAGUAUUAAGGUCAACGGGUCACUACGUUUCUCGCUGUACUAUGACGAGCCACAGUCCCGUCUGGUGGUCACCGUGCUGCAGGUGGCGGGUCUGCAGGACCACAGUCAGAUCCACAGCCUGCAGUCCUUCGUCAAGCUCAGACUGAUGCGGGCGGGAUCGAACGGGAACCAAGUCAAUGAGCGUGUCAACGAAGAGGCUGACGGCAUGACCCGCGUGCUGUGGAGAGUUCUGGACGAGUGGCAGACUCACACUGUCAAAGGCAGCACGAACCCAUUGUUUGGAGAACAGUUCAGCUACAUCCUGCAGGAAGAGAAGGAGCUUCAUCACAUCACGCUGAGGAUGGAGGUCAGAGACUUUGAUAGGUUCUCCAGACCCACAGUUCUGGGAGAGGUCAGAGUCCCUCUGAGCCAACUCAACAUCGUGUACCCUGUGGAGCUGCAGCAAGACCUGCAGACACCUCAGAAGGAUCUCGUCGGUGAGGUGCUUCUGUCACUGAAGUUUCUUCCUACGUCUCAGAGGCUGGAGAUUGGAAUCUUAAAGAUCAGAACGCUUCUCUCUGGAGUUUCCUCAGAUGCAGCUCUGUAUACCAGGGUCAGUGUGCAGUGCAACCAGUGCAAGCUGAGAUACCAAAAAACCACCACAGUGUCUCGCUGCCCGGUGACCGUCUUCAACGAGGUCCUCAUGUUCACCCUGCCAGAGUUCCCUGUGGAGCAGUGUCGGAUUGUGGUGUCCGUGUACGAGACUCAGGUGACUAACAAAUCCUCCAAGCACCUAAUUGGCCAGUUGACUGUGGAGAAAGAGAAAAGUUCGGAAGACAAACACUGGAACCUGAUGAUGCGCUCCGUCCGCCAGCCAGUAGCAAAGUGGCGCAGCCUGCUGAUCUGAGUGCAGCUCACAAACCCUCCUGGAUCCUUUUACCCACUUCUAUUUAAACUAUAAAACGGACCGGGUUCUGGCCAGCCUUUGCUCCGUCCCUGCACAUGUUCAGUCACGUAAGAAUAAUCGCACGUUUCUCUUCUCUGUGUUUAGAUCCAAAUCCUGAAAAGACUUUAGGGUGUUGACCUUUGUACGGCAUUGUUAUGAAGGGUUUGUUUUCUGUUAAUAAAAACUCCUAAAAAUCA